GCGUGCCAAGUCUAUUACGCACUCCAGCCCAAUUUUCCAAAGCCAAUUGCCCUGCCACAUGCAACCUUCGAUCGUUCUUAGGCUCACUUUUGAUAACCCCACUGCAACAUUUAUGUGGGUUGUGAAACACGAAUUAAGAUAAAUCAACACUACGCUGUUGAGAGGCCUAAAGAAGGGAGAACAAUGUUUGGGUGUUUGAAUUUACCUUGGUCAUCGCUUCAGUCUUGCUGGCACGCGCUGCGUCUGUGCCUCAGGCGCGAGGUGACCGAGGAGGAAAAGGUGGCAAAAGACACAAGCGCCAAAAUAGAUCGAGAUCUCAUUGAGCACGCCAAGCUUGAGUCACACGUGGUGAAGGUUCUCUUACUAGGCGCUGCAGAAAGUGGCAAGAGCACACUGAUGAAGCAAAUCAAAAUCCUCCACAACAAUGGCUUCAGUAAAGAGGAACUUCUCAGCUUCAAGCCAGCGGUGAUGGAUAACCUGUUGAACUCCAUGAAGAUGGUGCUGAGGGGAAUGGGCCUCCUGAGGAUCAACCUGGCCCACCAGAGGAACAAGGAGCAUGCCCAGUCAGUGCUGUCGUGUGAUUGGUGCGUUGGGGAGGAGGCGGAGCUCCGUCCCUUCCUGGCUCAGGCCUUCUGCUGCCUGUGGGCUGACCAGGGCGUCAAGUUGGCUGCAGCGCAGGGACACGAUUACCAGCUCAACGACUCCGCUCUCUAUUUCUUCGACAACAUCAAUCGCAUCAUCUCCCCGAACUACGUCCCCACGGAAACAGACGUGUUGCGUGUGCGCGUACGCACCACCGGCGUGUUGGAGACGCAGUUCUGCGCGGGGCAGUUUAUCUUCAGAUUGUUUGAUGUGGGGGGGCAGCGUACGCAGAGGAGGAAGUGGCUGCGCUUCUUUGAUGGCGCGCGUGCCCUGCUCUUCCUGGUGGACCUCAGUCGAUAUGACCUUGGGGCCAUGCAGUAUGACCUUCACACGAGGACGGACUCGUCAAGGGGCUGUCUUCAGGAGAGUCUUCAGCUGUACUCCUCGGUUUGUCUCAACCCCAUCUUCAAGCAGGCUGCCUUGAUUUUAUUCAUGAACAAAAUGGAUCUUUUUGAAAAGAAGAUAUUGCACUCUGGGCGGCACCUGCGGUUGUUUCUCCCAGCAUUCCAAGGAGCAGACUGUGAUGUGUCUGGUGCUGCGGGGUUCAUCACCGGUCUCUUCACGGAGGAGCUGUGUGUCUCAAGCCAGCCGGUCUACCAUCACUACACCACUGCCAUCGACACCAGCUGCGUCAGGGACAUCUUCCCCACUGUCAUAGACUGCAUAUCCAAGGGCCACCUGGCCAGCAUGCAUACCCUGUGAGUGAAGCUUACAGGAGUUUUUAGGGUUUUUUAUUUAUUUAUACUUUUGUUGUUGAUUUUAUUUGUUUGUUUUUUGGUUGGUUUACUGACCAGAGUCCCUCAGUGAGGGUACCUCAUGUCUGUGUGUGACCUGUCUGUUGUUUGGUAAUAAAGACAUUU
Messenger RNA from Engraulis encrasicolus (European anchovy), 1502 nucleotides. RefSeq names its product guanine nucleotide binding protein (G protein) alpha v1 (gene gnav1). Gene Ontology annotation, cellular component: heterotrimeric G-protein complex. The transcript has 10 exons. Lineage: Eukaryota; Metazoa; Chordata; Actinopteri; Clupeiformes; Engraulidae. Gene Ontology annotation, biological process: adenylate cyclase-modulating G protein-coupled receptor signaling pathway. The coding region runs from base 184 to 1344 and encodes 386 amino acids. Gene Ontology annotation, molecular function: GTPase activity; G-protein beta/gamma-subunit complex binding; G protein-coupled receptor binding. The record is from RefSeq and is a predicted model, not a curated record.